UUGAUCAAGCAUGACGUUUGUCAAUAGCGCACUUCAUUUACAUUUUUAUUUCUCGUUCUCGACAAAAUUAAUUAUAAAAUGGACGAUAUUACAGAAAAACAAGUAAAAGAUCAACUGAACCAAGCCAAACAGUUGUCGCUAGAAGAACAGAAUUUAAUCGACACUGAAACCAACGAUGAAGAGGAUAAACAGAGUUUGCAAAGUCUCGAGAAGAUUCAAGAAAUUUUUGCCAAAACGGAAACUAUGAAAGAACUGGCAAAGGAAAAAAAUAAGGAAUUGGAAGAACAAUUUAAGGAUUUAAAACAUAAGUUGAAUUCAAGUUCUGAAUAUCUCCAAAGAAUCAAAAACAACAUUGAGAACAUAAAAUUUUCUUAUCAGAAAAAUAUUAUUGAUUUACAUAAACAUCUAGAUCCUGCCACAGCCGCUGAAAAUAGCCAAUUUGAGUCACAAGAUGCAAUGAAGUCCUAUAUAGAAGAUAUUCGAAAGAAAAUUGAAGACCUGCAAACCAGGAGUACAGCUCAAGAAGAAGAAAAACGAAAUCAAGCUGACAGUUACGAAAAAGCAUUUGACAGGAUCGUUAGCUCAUUGCAAGAUAUUGAAAAGGGUGCUUACAGCUCUAAAAACCUUUUGGGUGAAUAAAUAGGUACCUACCUGAAUUCUAACAAAGAUUUUAGGCUUUAGUCGAUUUUUGUUAAGAAAAGUGCCAUGUGUACUGCCUAAAUCGUAGAUGUAAAAUCCAGGAACAUCUGUUUCUGAUCCUUCUCUCCUGUACUGAAGAACAGCAUGGUAUCUAAAAUUAAAAUGUAUUUAUUUACUAUUUUAUACUUUUAAACACUUUAAAUAUAAUAUUGAAUAACUUA
Messenger RNA from Diabrotica virgifera virgifera (western corn rootworm), 860 nucleotides. RefSeq lists its product as uncharacterized. NCBI's taxonomy places the organism in Eukaryota, Metazoa, Arthropoda, Insecta, Coleoptera, Chrysomelidae. Bases 79 to 639 code for a protein of 186 amino acids. The transcript has 3 exons. The record is from RefSeq and is a predicted model, not a curated record.